Messenger RNA from Otolemur garnettii (small-eared galago), 859 nucleotides. RefSeq names its product platelet activating factor acetylhydrolase 1b catalytic subunit 3 (gene PAFAH1B3). The coding region runs from base 126 to 821 and encodes 231 amino acids. The record is from RefSeq and is a predicted model, not a curated record. NCBI's taxonomy places the organism in Eukaryota, Metazoa, Chordata, Mammalia, Primates, Galagidae. The transcript has 6 exons.
GCCUCCCCGAGUCUCACUGUUCCGAGGCGCUCCAGCCGUGGCCACUCUGGGUGAGUCAGGGGCACCGGCGGGAAGCGCUGGACGAGCCCACUCCGCGGCCGCCGUAGGGGAGCUGCGGAGUCAAGAUGAGCGGAGAGGAGAACCCAGCCAGCAAGCCCACGCCGGUGCAGGACGUGCAGGGCGACGGGCGCUGGAUGUCCCUGCACCAUCGAUUCGUGGCAGACAGUAAGGAUAAGGAACCUGAAGUCGUCUUCAUCGGAGACUCCUCAGUCCAGUUAAUGCACCAGUGCGAGAUCUGGCGGGAACUCUUCUCUCCUCUGCAUGCCCUUAACUUUGGCAUUGGUGGUGACAGUACACAGCAUGUACUGUGGCGGCUGGAGAAUGGGGAGCUGGAACAUAUCCGGCCCAAGAUCGUGGUGGUCUGGGUGGGCACCAACAACCAUGGACACACAGCAGAGCAGGUGGCUGGCGGCAUCAAGGCCAUUGUGGAACUAGUGAACAAGCGGCAGCCUCAGGCCCGGGUCGUGGUGUUGGGCCUGCUUCCAAGAGGCCAGCAUCCUAACCCACUUCGAGAGAAGAACCAACAGGUGAAUGAGCUGAUUCGGGCAGCAUUGGCUGGCCACCCUCGGGCCCACUUCCUGGAUGCUGACCCUGGCUUCGUACACUCAGAUGGCACCAUAAGCCACCAUGACAUGUAUGAUUACCUGCAUCUGAGCCGCCUGGGCUACACACCUGUCUGCCGGUCCUUGCACUCCCUGCUUCUGCGUCUGCUGGCCCAAGACCAGGGCCAAGGUGUUUCCCUUCCAGAGCCCACACCCUAAACAUUCUACCUUCCCGCAUUAAAUUCUUCUUCCACAGU